Molecule: messenger RNA, 639 nt
Organism: Lingula anatina
Lineage: Eukaryota; Metazoa; Brachiopoda; Lingulata; Lingulida; Lingulidae
Product: regulator of microtubule dynamics protein 1-like
Source: RefSeq, a predicted model, not a curated record
AUGAUUGUUAUUAAUGUGUAUUCACAGAACCCAGACUUCCUUUGGAGGUUGUCAAAGGCAGCAUAUUUCUUAUCACAAAUUGAGAAUGGAAGAGGAAAUGAUGAAAGGAAGAAGAGUCUAGUAUACGAAGCUAGGGAUAGUGCCCAAGAUGCCUUCAGUAUAGAUGAGAAUAAAGCAGAGGCUCAUAAAUGGUAUGCUAUAACAUUGGGCAGCAUAGGAGAAAUUGAAGGAAUGCAAGUUAAGAUUAAAAGUGGUUAUGAGUUUAAGGAUCACAUUGAGAAGGCUAUAGCCAUUAAUCCAAAUGAUCCGUCACUUCACCAUCUCUUGGGCAGGUGGUGCUAUGGGGUCUAUAUGUUAACCUGGAUAGAAAGAAAAGUUGCAUCCACAUUAUUUGCUACUCCACCUACUGCAACCAUUGAUGAAGCUUUGAAGCAUUUCAAGGAGGCUGAGAGAUUGAGCCCAGGCAAAUGGAAAGAAAAUAUGUUAUACUUAGCAAAGAGCUUCAUUGAAAAAAAAGACUACAGCUCGGCAGUACUGUGGUUGGAGAAAGCUGAUGCUCUUGUAGGCUCCAGUCAAGAUGACAAAACUGCCCAAGAAGAGAUUACGAAACUUCUCAAUCAGUAUAGAACAUAUGCCUAA